Molecule: messenger RNA, 1773 nt
Organism: Penicillium longicatenatum
Lineage: Eukaryota; Fungi; Ascomycota; Eurotiomycetes; Eurotiales; Aspergillaceae
Product: fungal specific transcription factor domain-containing protein
Exons: 1
Coding region: 1-1773 (590 amino acids)
Biological process (GO): positive regulation of transcription by RNA polymerase II
Cellular component (GO): nucleus
Molecular function (GO): transcription cis-regulatory region binding; zinc ion binding; DNA-binding transcription factor activity, RNA polymerase II-specific
Source: RefSeq, a predicted model, not a curated record
AUGCAGUGUGACGAGGGCAAACCAAUUUGCACUCGAUGUAAACACCGACCAGAAAAGUGCAAAUAUGAGUUCAAGCUUUCCUGGACGGGCGGGAGACCGUUCAAGAACCGUCGCCAGAGUGAAUCGCAGAGCGAUUCUCAAAGUCCACCCGAGGCAGUCAAUGCUUCUGCUAGUAUUGCCUCUUCGCAGGUAAUACCGCCCGAUCGGCGGCCCUCUACACUCUCUAGUUCGAGCGCAAGUUCGGGAGAAUGGAUGUUCGAGGGCCCAAUGCCAAUGGGGGCGAGUGUCCUUGAUUUAGGCACGACUCACUCAGUAGAAUGGGCCAAGCAGGAGCAUUCACGAUUUAUACCAAGCGAGAUUAAUACUGAUGGGGAUCUGAUUUAUACUACGGAACCUGGAUUAGCAGAACGAAAACCAUCGACCGAUGCAAGUCAAGUUACCACGCUAUCGCAAUCUCUGGCUCGGCGAUAUCCUUUCAACAAGCGAGAUCAACAGAAAAAAAAUCGAUACGGACACCCUGAUUUCCCAGAUAUCUCUCCUUUUACGCAACGAAUACAUUAUGCACUCUCCAACAAUCCCGCGCAGCUCAGCUCUUCACCCGAAAGUCGCUUCUUCCUCCACCACUACAUCAACACAACCGCCGACGUGAUCUUCCCUCUCUCACUAACGGGAAACCCUUUACGAGAAGACCUCCUCCAGUCCGCCAUGUCAAAUCCACAUCUCCUAAACGCAUUCCUCGCAUGUGCCUGUUCCCACUACGCUCGACGACACGAAAACAUGCCCGUCCAAAUGGAAAGUAGCAUUGCCAAAUUUACCAAUGCAGCUCUAAAUGGCCUGAGACGAGCAAUGCUAGAUCCCAAACAAGCCGGAAAACUGGAAACCAUCAGCACGGCUCUCGCGUUAUGCACCUCAGACGUGAUCUCUGGCGAUCUAAGCACAUGGCGAAUACAUCUCUCGGGCGCCAACAAGUUGAUUCUAUCCGCCUUCCAGUCCUCAUCCGAAGAAGACACCAAAACCCCCUUGGAGACAUUCGUGAUUAAGUGGUAUGCCCUACUAGACAUUUUCGCUGGUGUCUCCGGUCUCCGCAAGAGCUCGAACCCUGGCGGACGAUACUGGUCGUCCAACGACGAUGAUACCUACAUCGACGAAUGGACAGGCUACUCGCUAGAUCUGAUCCCGAUUAUUUCGCGCAUUGGGCGAAUGGCGCGAAUCCAGCAAAAAAGAACGCGGGUUAUGGCCGUGAACGACGAUUCCGAAGAUGAGGAGGUCGAUACACAAGUGCGAGAAGAAAGCUUAGAUGAAAUCCGAGACAUGGAGAAUCUGAUCUAUUCGCUGUAUAAUCGGACGGCUCAUCCGUCCUUGGUGAAUCACCCUGAUCCAGCGACGAGGAAACGAGCCGUGGAAAUGCAGUGUAUCCAUCGGGCAUUUCUGUACACGGCUCUUCUUCAUCUGUACCGUCGUGUACAGGACUUGCCCAAGCACCAUACCAAGGCUGUCUAUGCAGUCCAUAUGGUCAUCGAAACGAUCCAGAUGAUUCCCCGAGAAUCAUCAUCGAAUAUUCUGACAUUGUGGCCGGUUUUCACGGUCGGAUGCGAGACCGAUGAUCCAGUCCAGAGAAAGAUCAUCGAGCAGAGGAUAGCUAAAAUGGAAUCAUUCGGAAUGGGGAACGUAGAAACCGCUCGCCAAGCCAUGCAUGCAUACUGGGAGUCCGGUGCGACCGAGCGAUGGGAUAUAUUCCUGGAGAAUUACCCGCAAGACAUUGUUCUCUUUUGA